Molecule: messenger RNA, 1274 nt
Organism: Erythranthe guttata (spotted monkey flower)
Lineage: Eukaryota; Viridiplantae; Streptophyta; Magnoliopsida; Lamiales; Phrymaceae
Source: RefSeq, a predicted model, not a curated record
AUAUAGAUAUGGAGAGUUAGAUUUAGAGAGAGAAAGUGAUGGUGGAUUGGAGGGGAAGUUGAAGAAAAUGGGGAGAGGAGAGCCGGGGCAUAAUUGUAAAUGUUCAUACAAUAGGGCAACUCUGAUUGUGUGUUCCAUCAAUAUUGUAGCUGCUCUCUUUGUGCUCCGCUCUCUCUACACUCAUCUUGUUGAUUCUCAUACCACAUUUAGUUAUAGUCCAGACCAGAUUAGGCAAAUGCAGGUGUCGAAUGGAAUCCGAAAAGCAUCUGAACCUACAAAACUUGUUGAACUGGUGACACGAUUAAAGAAAAGAAUUGCAAAGGAAGAAAGUGUGGUGGAACUGCCGCGGCAUUUGAAAGUAAAGCUAAUCGACGAGAUUUUGAAUAGGUUAAGAAGCUUAGAUGCUGCAACCAAUACAACAGCUCAACGAGAUACAGUUGAAACCUGGCGCAAACAAAAAUUAAAAGAAGCUAAAAAGCUCGUUCGUGGGAAAAUCUUAAAUUCAACAAUUUUGCCUGAAGAAGCCGAAAUUGUCGUAAGAGCAUUGAGUUCUGGUUGGGUAGAAUUGGAGGAAGAGAUUGGUUUGUGGAUACCGGUUGAGAUCGUUAACAAGGAACACGAUGACAAACCCGAUGGUGAAGAGGAGUUUGAGAUCUUGCCAGGGAGACAGCUACCAGCUGAAUGCCACGCGGAACUUCACACAGACUAUGGUGGUGUUGCCGUUCGAUGGGGGCUGACUCACCCGAAAGAGUCGGCCUAUGAUUGUUGUAUGGCGUGUUUGGAUCAAGCCAAAAAUGCCAAUCUCGAUGGUAAAAAAUGCAAUAUUUGGGUUUAUUGCCCAUCCGAGACGGGAUGCUUCUCUCCCGAUAUUUACCAACAUAAAAAUCAAGAAUGCUGGCUUAAAUAUUCAGAGACACCAAAAUUGAAUUUCAAGGGUACAUAUUCCGAAUCAUACCGAGAUACGCAUCCAAACGCACCACUAAUUGUUCCGUGGGUAUCUGGGGUCGUUAGUGUGUGAAAAGUUUUGACGAACCGAUUAAGUUGCUAUCUUAUUUUUUUCGUUUGUGAAAAAUUGGGUUCGGCUCUUAGUUUUGUUGUAUAACACGAAAAGUCGAGUACCAUGUUGAUAGUAAGUUAAGAUAAACAGUUACAUCUUUUGUAUAUUUGAACAUCCAAUAUUUGCCUUUGGCAAUUCAAUACUUGUGACACUGAAAAUUGCAAAUUGUAAAAAUUUCAUGGCUCGUGUGAUUCGUCACUACUAGUCUAUGUCGAUU